Ostrea edulis (European flat oyster) is the source of this 4863-nucleotide messenger RNA. RefSeq names its product glutamate receptor ionotropic, NMDA 2B-like. Gene Ontology annotation, molecular function: transmitter-gated monoatomic ion channel activity involved in regulation of postsynaptic membrane potential; NMDA glutamate receptor activity. NCBI's taxonomy places the organism in Eukaryota, Metazoa, Mollusca, Bivalvia, Ostreida, Ostreidae. Gene Ontology annotation, cellular component: postsynaptic membrane; plasma membrane. The record is from RefSeq and is a predicted model, not a curated record. Bases 448 to 3690 code for a protein of 1080 amino acids. Gene Ontology annotation, biological process: modulation of chemical synaptic transmission; monoatomic ion transport; synaptic transmission, glutamatergic. The transcript has 16 exons.
UGACGAACAGCGACAAAGAGAUCAAGCAUCAACAUUUAUUGCUGGACCUAUUCCCCGGAAGCGUUCAGUGGAUUAAAGAAACUGGAACCGUUGUGUAUAUUUUAGAAUUCCGGAGAGGACCCAUUGGGAAGGUUGCUGUAUCUUCUUAGUAAUGUUCUAGCGUGGAUUAUCGGCCGCUUGAGCUGCGAGCGGCUUUCAGCAGAAGAAAUGACACCACAACAAAUCAUGCAGCAGACAAGCAACAAUUUGUGCCAUUUCGUUCUCGCAAUUGGUUCACUUUCGAUAAAAGUGGUUAAUAAUGGAACAAGUGAUGUGAUAAUUCUUUAAGUUUGGGAGCAGUAAAUAAAAAGAAAAUUGAGGAGAAUAUCUUAUUUUGGACCCAAUUUCAAGAGGGAAAGGGGAGGAUUUUCAUUUUUAUUAGAUUCUUUCAAUGACAAAAGGUGAUACAUGGAAAAUAUGUGCUCUAUCAUAGUCCGCUGUUUGGUGUUGAUGAUCACGGAGUUAUUCCCGUUAAUGUGUGGGGAGGCAACCCAAGCGUCGAUAUUUUUGAUAAUGCCCGACAGAGCCAGACUAAACAAAAAUCUAAAGAGCGCAUUCUCUGAAGCUUUUUACACAAUGGGGCUACGAGAAUUUAAGAGGUCUCAGCAAUAUUCAGACUAUAUUUUGAAGCAAAAUAAUAUCAUCAUAGACAAACAAAAUCCACAGGAAAUUCUGGAUUUAUUUUGUCAUACUAUUUUUAAAUCACACGUAAAUACUAUUCUAUAUUUUCAAUUACACCCUACAAAGGAUCCUACACCAAACUAUAUCAUCAAUAUGGCGGAAUACUUUAAAAUACCAGUCAUUUCCUGGGAUUCGGAAUUUCCUGGUGCUUUACAGAACAAACAAGAUUCUACAGUUCUUCAAAUGGCUCCUACGAUAUAUCAUCAAAGUAUUUUGAUGAUUGAUAUUUUGAAGAAGUUUAAUUGGACGAAUUUCGCAGUAGUCACCACGACGACAUUUCAUUAUUUAGAAUUUACCGGAUCCAUUGACCAUCUUGUGAAGGAGCACAAUAAAAAAGUCAAAUUUGACAGAAAACUCAGAUUCAAUCUUCUUUCAUCUGUAGUAGUACAUCUCCUGCCAUCGGACAACGACACUACGAUUAAACACAAGUCAAAAGAGGCCUUAUUGAGAGACAAUAAACUAAAAAAUAGAGUUUUUCUUAUUCACGCAAGUUCCAGGGAGGCAAAAAACGUACUGGAGGUAGCAGGAGAACUUGGUCUUACGGGAAAAGAUUACAUCUGGAUCAUGUCUUCUUUCUGCAUAGGAGUUCUGAGGAAUCCAAAUGCACCCCGCGUGUAUCCGCUCGGCAGCUUAGGUAUUACAUAUUCAGGUAUAUCAAAGGAUGGAUUUGAAGACCAGCUGAUAGAAAAUGCACUGAAAACGUCGGUGAGAGUAUGGGUCGAAGCUCUCAAGAAAAUCUACAAUUACAAAGAUCAAUACAAAAUAUCGCCCAAUUUUUCCUGCCAAUCUCAACGACCUCUUCAACAAUGGAGGGCUGGAGAGAAGUUCUAUCGACUGAUGAGAGACGUCCGUGUGGAGAGACCUACUGCAGUACAGUUCAGUGAGAACGGGGUGAACCAGCUUGUUAGACUGAGAAUCGUCAAUAUCCAACGGCAGACAAAGAAAUACGUCACCAGGAAAGUCUGGAAAGAGGUAGGAGGAUGGGUGCCUGUGAAAUCAAACAUCACUCACAAGUCAGAAAUGCGCGUGGAAAUGACUGGAAUCACGUGGCCAGGAAAUACGGUGCUGCCCCCUCUGGGGAAACCUGAAAAACGCUUUAUGAGGAUCGCUACUUUAAAAGAAAAGCCAUAUGUGUUCUACGUUGACAGAGAUGCUAAUGGGAAAUGUGUGCCGCCAGCGGUUCCAUGUCGAGUGAUGAAGGAAAAAAUUGUAUUUGCCAACGACAGCUUCCGUCAGAAUCAAACAGUCCCCCGAUGCUGUGCUGGACUGUGCAUCGAUAUCCUAUCAAUUCUAAGCUCCAAGAUGCAGUUUGAUUACGAACUUUACGAAGUUCCAGACCGAACAUGGGGGCUCCCGGAUCAGAAAACGGGAGAAUGGAAUGGAUUAAUCAAACAAAUCCAAGAUAAUAUGGCGGAUAUGGUGCUGACGUCAUUAAAAAUUACUCCGAAAAGAAGUGAGGCUGUCGAUUUCUCUAUCCCCUUUCUAGAGACAGGAAUCACUAUCAUAGUAUCCAUUAGAAAAGGGAACAUUUCACCGACUGCAUUCCUAGAGCCGUAUGAUUAUCCGUCGUGGUGUUUCAUUCUGGUCUUCAGUGUGCACGCUACUGGAGCCGCCAUCUUUAUUUAUGAAUGGUUGAGCCCCCGUGGACUGAACAGGGGCACCACUCCUUUGAGAGAACACAGGUUUUCUCUCUUCCGAUCCUUCUGGUUGAUCUGGGCGAUGCUGUUCGGAGCCUCUGUAUCCACGGACAACCCCCGAGGGGUAUCGAGUAGAUUCCUCUCCAAUGUGUGGGCUCUGUUCGCAUUAGUCUUUCUAGCAUCAUACACAGCAAAUUUGGCGGCUUUCAUGAUCACGAAAGAUGAAUAUUACAACUUGUCUGGAAUUAAAGACUGGAGGCUUAGUAAUCCCUACUCCAUGAAACCUCCGUUCAAGUUUGCAACCAUACCCAACGGGAGUACCGAAGAAAACCUUCGCAAGAACCACUACAAUAUGUUCAAGUACAUGCAGAGGUAUAAUCGGCCGACAGUGGACAACGCUCUCCGUGCUCUUAAACAAGGGAAGAUCCAGGCCUUUAUUUACGAUGCCACUCCUCUGGAGUUCCAUGCCGGAAAUGACGAUAACUGCGAGUUAAAAACCGUGGGAGAAAAGUAUGCGAUGACGGGGUACGGUAUAGCCGUCCCGCAGAAAACAACUUACCUGGAAGAAAUCAAUGAUGUCAUCCUUGAACUUCAAGAAAACGGUGAACUGGAAAGGCUAAGGAGAUUUUGGUUGGCUGGUGCAUGUCACAUGAAGCGAAAACGAGGCCAAUCCAGUCACACCAUCGGCAUUCCAAAUUUUACCAGCGCCUUUAUUUUGCUAGCCUCUGGUGUACUAAUUGGUGGUCUAGUGUUGCUAGUGGAACAUUUGUAUUUCAAAUUUGGACGUCGAUGUCUUCGAAAAUACGACAAAAAUAUGUGUUGUGCACUAGUAAGCUUGAGUAUGGGGCAAUCCCUUACCUUUCAACAGUCAGUUAUGAAUGCCCUGGCCAGACAGAAACACCAUGACUGUAGGAAUCCUCGGUGUGAACUUUUACUCUGGAAGGAACGUCACAACCACGAUUUAUCUCAGCUAUACAUUAGUACACUCAAAGAUCAACUCAAGAGCUACGGGAUUACACCUGUAGAUGACCCGAUGAAUCAAUCCGAAUUAGGUGAUAGAUCGGUUAAACAGAAUGGAUAUCCAAACACAAGCGAAUUUCACCAUAGCAAUCCGCACAAAUAUAUAGAAAACAGACACGAGAGCGAUCAGUUAGACUAUUUUGACAGUACACCGGUCAGAUGGAAAAGGAAAUGUUUGAAACGAUCUCCAAGUUACACGAACGCAGUAGAUGUUGCGGUCUCCGAGACCCCAGAAAAACAUAAAGUGCGAUUUAAUGAGGGGAAAUUUUACUUUGGUGUUGACAACGACUCUUCGGACCAGGACUUGCUAUGAAUCUGUGUAGGAGCUAGGUGUCUUGUUUUCAUUUCGUUUUUGGCUUUAUUUUUGGUAAUAUCGAUAUGCUACAUGACAAGAGCUUUUGUCAAAUUGAAUGAUGUUUUUCUGAAUGUUAUGAAAUCUUUAAUGAAUUUAUUCUUCGAUUUCUGAUUUUCUUUCGGGUGAUCAUAAUUAGUACUCGUUAAGUCCUCAGUUUCACAUACACGGACUUCUAUAAGAUAAUUUGAAUACAACAAUAGCUGGUCAUUAGGUGAAAAAGACAAGUAUAUAUAAAAGUGAUAGUACGGCUCAUUUUGGUGAUUUUUUCUUUUACCCCGAUUCAUCUUAAUCCUUUCUAAUAUCAUAAAAAUGAUAUAUGAAUGAAAUUUAUCAACUUUGAAAUGACUGUAUGUUCAUCAAAAGUUACAUGCAACUUGGAGCCAGCUUAUAUAGCUGACUGAUUUUUGUCCAGAAAACAAAACUUUAGGGGACGUACAUGUAAUUUGAAGAUUGUAAUCGUUUUAAACUUGGAUAUGAUUGCACAGAAUUGUUAUUUGCAGUAAAUGACUUGUGCGAGUCAUAUGGACUCGUUUUAAUUCUUUAUGUUCUGUAUUACAAUGAAAUUUACAGUAUAUGUGGUUUCCAAUCAAAAUAAAAACUUUAUAACAUGAUUUUGCUAAGAAAAGUCACUUUUGUACAUAGUAAUUUUUAUACUGUUUAUGUCACCUGCCAGCACCGUGGCUGACUUCCCAAUUUCCAAGGCUACCCUGGUAGAUGUAUGGUAACCAAUGAUUAAGAGGAUCGUCGUCCUGCAUGUAGUAAUCGGGUAUUUGAUCUCCAUGUUAAAUGUAGCCCAUUCCUCAAUAGUAUUCGAAGAUUUCAUUAUUAUGACUUUGAAUCCAUCUUUAGUUGGUAUCAAUAUCCUUAUAAAUCUAACAUAACAAUAACAAGAAUUAGCCGGAAGUAGAUACUAUACCGUAUUUUUACAUAUUAUAGUUCAGAACUAACACUUAGGUUUUGAUUUGAAGGAAGACUUAGAUCAACCAAUUUCCACAUUUGAACUCAAUUAUGAGAUUAUAUUACUAACAUGUUAGAAGUGUGACACGAAUUUUGUGCAUUGUUCUGCGUUUUGAAUUGUUGCAGAGAAGAAAAUUACUAUUGUGCCAAAGUUCAAUAAAUCAUCUUCAUUUA